Molecule: messenger RNA, 1793 nt
Organism: Ceratosolen solmsi marchali
Lineage: Eukaryota; Metazoa; Arthropoda; Insecta; Hymenoptera; Agaonidae
Gene: SCCRO3
Product: defective in cullin neddylation 1 domain containing SCCRO3
Exons: 4
Coding region: 655-1650 (331 amino acids)
Biological process (GO): protein neddylation
Cellular component (GO): ubiquitin ligase complex
Molecular function (GO): ubiquitin conjugating enzyme binding; cullin family protein binding; ubiquitin-like protein binding
Source: RefSeq, a predicted model, not a curated record
ACGGCGACGCGCGACGGCGACGACUUUAUAAACUCUUCGUGUCCCAUUAUUUUUACCUUCCAGUUCCUACAUGUUAUCUUCAAUCGUCGUAAGCGCGACAGAGCGGAGCAGCGAAAUACCUCCGGGGAUAAAUGACAAGGACACGUGAGAAAAAGAAAUAACAACGUCGAUAGGCUGAGGGGAGCACGAGCGUAAUUUGUUCGGCAGCUACUUACCGUUCUAACAAUUAUUUCCAAUCUAUUUUCAACUUGACACUGGCUUAAGUCGCGUUUUCAUUGAGCCAAUAAGUUCAAAGAAGAAAGAACGGAGUGGCAUAUUUGAUGGGAACUGCGAGAACGAGGAUGCAGAAGCGCGCACAUCACCUGCUGAUUUCGCCGAGAGCAUAAAGGGGUUCGAGAGAGAGGGAGAGAGAGAGAACACGCCAGCCCUUACACUCUAGCAUCAUUUUUUUUUGAAAAAACGUUUAAAGUGAAACCACAUUAAUGCAGUUUCCAGCACAAAAGCUUCGUCCGGGAUGCCUUGAAGGAGGCUACCGAUCCGUCAAUACCCUCAACAUCUUUCAUAACAAUAAGCUUUUGAUUAAGACUGCCAAUUUAAGACUGAAUUACUGAUGCAAGAAGUAAUUGCUGUUCUUAUUGGAUACAGACAGCAUCAAUGGGAAACUGUUUUUCAUGUUUUAAGGUGCCUCCCCCACCAUCUACAACUAAUCAGUCGACUAUUUUGGAACAAAAAGAUGAAACAAUGGAGUUACGUACUUUGUUUCCACAAAAUGCCAGUCAAAACCAUCCACACACAGCUAUAGAAUCUCAUGCCAAUGGAAAUAAAAAAUCAUCGUUAAAUGCAAUGUCAACAUUUAAUGGUGUAGGUUCUGAUAAUUGUGGCUCUGUACCUAUAGUUCCAGGUAACUUACGUUUAUCCCGUGGCUUUUAUGCACGAUUACCACCGUUAGGACGGACAGGAAACAACUCUGGUCUUAAUUCGGUGAUUGAUUGUAAACAGCAAAAAGAACCUUCAGAAAGCAAAAUCAAUUGCCUUUUUGAUCAGUAUAAGGAUCCACACGAGGACAUUAUAUUAGCAGAUGGAAUUGAGCGACUCUGCGACGAUCUUCAAUUAUCUCCAGAUGAAUUCAAGGUGUUGGUACUCGCGUGGAAGCUGAAUGCGGAGCAAAUGUGCCAGUUUACACGUCAAGAGUUUGUUCAAGGUUUGAAAUCCAUGAGGGUAGAUAGUAUCCGUGGGAUUCAGCUUCAAUUGCCCGAAAUUGUUCAGGAACUAGCAACGAAUGGAGAAUUCUUCAAAGAUCUAUAUCGAUUUACAUUCCGCUUCGGACUCGAUGUUAAUUCGGGUCAGCGUAUUUUACCCGCCGAUAUGGCUAUCGUUCUCUGGAGGCUCGUUUUCACGAUUCGUGAGCCUCCUUUACUCAGUAGGUGGUUGAAAUUCCUCGAAUGCCAUCACGUUCGGGGUAUACCGCGGGAUACGUGGAACAUGUUCCUGAACUUCGCAGAAAGUAUAGGUGACGAUUUAGGGGCCUAUGAUGACGCGGAAGCCUGGCCAAGCCUGUUCGACGACUUUGUCGAAUAUGAAAAUGACCAGAUGAACCAGAACAUUACCAAGGAUGAAUUUAUCAAAGAUUCAUCGGCUGAGAACGAAUAGUCAUUUGACAUUUUUUCAUGCGGGAUGUUCAUCCCGUUUUUAAUGUUUUUUUUUAUAUAUAUAUUUUUUGAGAAGUUUUUUAAGCUUCUGAGUCUAAAAAACGAGCUUAUUUAUUUAAAAUUAUAAAAUUUCAUUUACGAUAG